Messenger RNA from Ictalurus punctatus (channel catfish), 3322 nucleotides. RefSeq names its product achaete-scute family bHLH transcription factor 1b (gene ascl1b). Gene Ontology annotation, cellular component: RNA polymerase II transcription regulator complex. Gene Ontology annotation, molecular function: RNA polymerase II transcription regulatory region sequence-specific DNA binding; protein dimerization activity; DNA-binding transcription factor activity, RNA polymerase II-specific. Gene Ontology annotation, biological process: regulation of neurogenesis; neuron differentiation; sensory organ development. The record is from RefSeq and is a predicted model, not a curated record. The coding region runs from base 2118 to 2696 and encodes 192 amino acids. NCBI's taxonomy places the organism in Eukaryota, Metazoa, Chordata, Actinopteri, Siluriformes, Ictaluridae. The transcript is spliced from 2 exons.
CAAAAGAACAGCAAAUAGCACGGCGAACGAUAUGUUGCUCCAGAGAGAGAGAGUGAGAGAGAGCGAGAGAGAUAAUUUGGCAGCAUCUUCAUCUUCUGAUAGACCGUAACUGGGCUAAACUGGAAGGACUCACAUGGGGGUUGGGGUUUGGGAUGGAUGUCACAGAAUGUUAGCUGUAUUGCUGUUGCCACUUUAUCUAAAAUUAAUCUUUGAUUAGUGUUGAAUGAAUAACGUGUUUCUGCUUAAAAAUUAACAAUCUUACUGUAAACCCCAAAAGGUGCUAUCUUUCUCUUCAGGGGCAUUGUAAUCCUCCACAUUCUAAGCCCCUUUAUGGUGCCCAUGGCCUUAGUCUACUGGCAACCUAAAGAUGAUCAAUUAUGUAUUUAACUUAGAAUAUGGUCAUUGGACAAUAUGGAAUCAAAUAUGCAUUAUACCAAACAAUACUUUUCCUGUCACUGGUGGUGCCAUGAAGGAUGCGUGUUUUUGUACCUUUAGUAUGUAUCUUUUCUUUAGUGAAGUGCAUGUGGUGUACCUUGAAUUAGCUUUUAGAGUACAGUCUAAAAAUGACUGGUUUUAAAAUAACCCAAUUUGGGUCAAUUUUGAAAACCAGUGAAUGGAAGAAAUGGAGUAAAGCAGUGAGGGUGGGUUAGGAGGUUGACCCAACUUGUGGGUAAAAAUGACUACAUUACUGAGCUAUAGACAGACAUUCAAGAUUUUAUGGUUACAGUGUGUGCAUGGUGAAUUCCUUCUUUGUCCAUAUCAGCACAAACGAAUCUUCAGGCAGGGAUUUUUCUCUCCAAAAACACCUGAAAAGCAGCCUUACUUAACUAAAUCAUGAUAACUUUAUAUCAUAUCCACAUACAGUUUGAAAUCAUGAGCAACGGAUAUGAAAAGCAAGAUCUGAAGGAACCUGACUGCUAGCUGAUAAUCCAAGACAAUGUUACAGAGGAAACACAAGGUCAUAGAAGUAACAUGAAUAGGUAUGUAGCAGCCCAAAAUUUAUUUAAAGUACUCAUAACUGUAAAUAUAUUUUUUUAGCUAUUCUUUAAAAUGUCCUUACAUUUCUUAUUUAUUACAAGAAGCCAAUUUGUGCCAUUUUUUUUUAUCUGGCAUACUUCUUGUCAGCAGGCUAACACUGGCUAUUAGGCCAAACUAAACAUGUUCUUUCCUAUGCAGAAGCAGAAUGUUGAAAUGUUGAACUAGUUUAAGUACUGUAAGUUAAAUGUGAACAAAACGUACAUUUCUUGCAGUUACAGAUGAUUUCUUUUCUUUUCUUUUCUUUUUUUAUUAAAGACUUUUCCUUGUUGUCACUGCCUUCUGAGUUGCCCAUUAUAAAUUACUAAUUUUGGGUCACAUAGACCCAACAAGCUAAACCCAGGAACCCAGAGGUGUACAAAAAUUAAGCCACCAGUUUUUGACUGUAGUGGUCCUUGAGGUCCAAUUAUGCACCUUUAAUGACCUUUUUUUAUUAUUAUUAUUUUUAAAAAAUUUUUUUAAAAUAAAGUUUCCAUGAUAAAGGCACAGGACAUGAUGGCAUCAGCCGAGCAACAAGGAAAAGUUUGGUAUGUAAGUGUAGAGGUUCAUAAUAUCACAAAUGAUGCAAUUUAAAGGUCUAAACUGGCAAUCGAGGGCAAAACCGUAACUUAAAACAUUACAAGUUGGGCUACAAUAUGAGGAAUUCACUUCCGACAACAGUGUGACGCGUUCCCUAUUUGGGCGGCUCGUGCGUGUGGCGCCGAAUAGAUUCUUUUGAAAUCGUCAAAGCCACGCGCCCGGCUCGCGAAGCCAGUGCUGGGGGAGCCGUUGAGUGGAGGGCGGAGUUUUCUCGGUGGAGCGUGCAGCUCCCGGGGCGGGAGGCGGAGGGGGGUGUGGGGGGUGUAUGUGUCUGUGUGCAUGUUGAAAAGGGACCGCGUGUCGCCCGUCACUUUCACAUCGGUUGUUGAACAGGUGCCACCAACAUCCAACAAAAUUCCACUCGCGUUCCGGUUGAGCGAGCCACGCGAAAGGCACGAGAGCGGUGUAUAGACACUUUUGUUCUUCACUCUCGCGUCCCACGCAACUUUGUCGCUGCAUAAUUUUUUUUAUUAUUGUUUUCUUUUUCUUGUUGCUGUGGUUUCAUGUAUUUUACGGAAAUGGAGAUCACAAAGACACAAAUAAGUCCUUGCGCGUACCGUUUACAGAUUUCGGACAGCUUUGCUCCUCUACAGAAAGCGACAAGUCCGCGCAGCCCGGAGCGCGCGCUGCUGAAAAGGCAGGGUUGCAGCAGCCCGGAGCGCCUGAGGUGCACGCGCAGGCUGAGCUUCGGAGCUCUUGGGCUCGGGGUCGCUCAGCAGCAGCCAGUGGCUGUGGCUAGGCGAAACGAGCGAGAGAGGAACAGGGUGAAACAGGUCAACAUGGGCUUUCAGACUCUCCGCCAGCACGUGCCCAACGGCGCGGCCAACAAGAAGAUGAGCAAAGUGGAGACGCUGCGCUCGGCUGUGGAGUACAUCCGCGCGCUCCAGCGACUUUUGGACGAGCACGACGCCGUGUCCGCUGCGUUCCGGUGCGGAGUCCCGUCUCCCACGGUCUCGAGCGCGUGCUCUGCUGGUCCAGAGUCCCCCCGCUCCGCCUGCUCCUCUGACGAGAGCGGAUACGAGCAUCUAAACUCGGAAGACCAGGAGCUGCUGGACUUCGCCGCAUGGUUCAACGGGUUCUAGUCACAGGUGUGUUUGUUCCUGUGGUGGUGCUGAAAAGAACAGCGGUUUCGCCGAUGUUCACUUCCGGAGAGCGCGUUAAAUCAAAACGCGACACACGCGCGAGGAAAGUUCCGGGCGGCGCGCGCAACGCAAAAGUAACUUCCACUUGUGCUCUUUAGCCACGCGACCUCAAGCCCAAAAGCCCAGACAUCUCCCAGUGUGAUUACCAGAACAUCUGGAGAAUAUGCGUGGCAAAUAUUGAUCAUUACUCAGAGACUUUCAACCUCUAUUACAUAUAUAUUUUUGGCCAACUGAGUGCAGAGACCUGAGGGAAAAAUAAAUAAAGAAGGCGCACUGCUGCGUUGUAGCCAUUAAAAAAAAAUAAGACCACUUUUUUUUUGGUGCUGGUAGAACUGUACGUUUGUAAAUACUAAAUCUGCAUUUGUACAGGCAAAAAAGUGAAUUAUAAUAGAUAUUGCAUUCACAUUACACAAGCAGUGGGGGUUUCUUUCAUAUUUGAUUAAUGGCUUUUAUAUAAAAGUGUGCACUUGUGACUUUUUAUACAAACCUGUGUUGUUUUAUAUAGAGAAUGCUUAUUUUAUGUAAAAAUAAAGAUGCUAUUUAUUCAGAAACGUUGUGUUAUUGAU